Molecule: messenger RNA, 1295 nt
Organism: Silurus meridionalis
Lineage: Eukaryota; Metazoa; Chordata; Actinopteri; Siluriformes; Siluridae
Gene: tmem178
Product: transmembrane protein 178
Exons: 5
Coding region: 212-1234 (340 amino acids)
Biological process (GO): regulation of cytosolic calcium ion concentration; negative regulation of osteoclast differentiation
Cellular component (GO): endoplasmic reticulum membrane
Source: RefSeq, a predicted model, not a curated record
GAGAAAGAAGGAGGAGGAGACGCAGAGACUCUAUUCAGCAGCGCAGGUCACGGGGCGGAAAAACAGCGGAGUCUGUAAACCGAAAACAGAGAAAAGGAUGCUUUAAUUAGCACGCGCUCUGACCAGACCAGAGAGAGAGAGAGAGAGAGAGAGAGAGAGAAGGAGGAGGAUGAUGGCCGGGUUCCGGUGAGCGCGCGCUGAUGUCUGCACCAUGGAGAAGCGGUCUCUCGUGACGGCGGCGAGCGUUUUGAUGAGCGUCGUCGCGCUCGCGCUGCUGGUCACCGCCAUCUUCACGGACCACUGGUACGAAACGGACACGCGCAGGCACAAGCGGAACUGCGACCGCUACGGAGCCGAGUCCAAUGACCAGAAGAACCGGGAGAUGCCCAUCUACCACCUGCCGUUAGUGGACAGCACCGGGAGCGCGGGCGGGACCGGGGGGUCGCGCCGGAACAGUGUGGCGCUCAUGAAACCGAUUCACGUCGGGAGUCGCGAGGAGGAGCUGUUGGAGAACUGGAGAGCGAUCCUUGGCAUGGGCAUCCUGGAGACCGAGUGCGGCCGCCCGCUCUUCCCAACCCACUCCGGUCUGUGGAGGAAAUGCUACUUCCGGGGUGUGGACCCAGACAUCGACCGGCUCAUUUUAAAGGGUAUUGCAGAACGCUGCACUGCAGUUAAAUAUCAUUUCUCUCAGCCGAUUCGACUCAGGAACAUUCCUCUAAACCUGACCAGAACCAUCCAGCAGGACGAGUGGCAUCUCUUACAUUUGAGGAGAAUAACAGCGGGCUUUAUGGGAAUGGCUGCUGCAGUGUUGCUCUGUGGCUCUGUCGUUUCUGCAGUCGGAUUUUUCUGGGAAGAGAAACUCACACAGCAUGUAUCAGGACUGCUGUUCCUAAUGUCAGGGAUCUUCUGCACCAUUUCUUUGUGCACCUACGCCUCCAGCAUGACCUAUGACCUCUCCCGGAACCCUCCAUUUAUCUACGGUCUCCCCGGCGACGUGGAUCAUGGAUUUGGUUGGUCGGUGUUGUGUGGGUGGGCGUGUCUUGGGCUGACGGCGGCAUGUGGCUGCAUCAGCACCGCCUCCCCCUUCAUCACGCGCCACAAAAACACACACACCUCCGCUGUGAAUACACACACUGCAGUAGUAAGGGUGAUGAUGAUGAUGACACAGGUGAUGAUAAUGAUGGUGAAGAUAAAGAAGAAGAUGAGAAUGAAGACGAAGAUGAAGAGGGUUUAGUUGUGGGUGUUAAAUGCUCUGUGUUCCUGACUGUGAAUAAUAAAGUCCUGUACAGAUCUAA